Messenger RNA from Acanthosepion pharaonis, 1545 nucleotides. Lineage: Eukaryota; Metazoa; Mollusca; Cephalopoda; Sepiida; Sepiidae. The record is from the annotation of a GenBank genome assembly.
AUGCGCGUUGUGCCGGCUGAUCGCUACCAAGUGGAAGCCAUUUCCGUCGUCUUAGAGUAUUUCAACUGGUCACACGUGUCGGUUAUUUUUACAGACAGUAGCUACGGACGCGAAGGGGUGAAAAGACUCAAAUCCGUGCUUGGUCAAAAAGGUAUCUGCAUUUCAAAGACUCUCGAGAUUGGCUACGAGCGAUCAGCUGAUGACAUGCGAAAAACAAUGUCCACUUUGCGUGGCCCCAAAUCUCCCAAAGUGGUCGUGCUUUAUAUUGAAAUCGUCGACGUAGAAUUAAUUCUACGAUCCGUGAAGGCCAUGGGAAUAGAGCAAGAGUAUAUCUGGGUUGCCAGCGAUUCUUUCAGUCUGGGGUUGCCGUAUGAUCUACAGCACAUGGCUGUAGGAUCCUUGACCGUACGGCCAUAUUCGGAGCUGGUCGAAGAAUUCGAACAGGAGUGUGAUAGAAGAAUGAAAAGGCGAUUUCCGCCCACGGAAAAAACGGCGUUCGGAAUACACCCAACGGUAAACAGCUCCAUCAAUGACGAUUUUAACAUGUACAUACCGGCUGGCUUUUAUAUCGACGCUGUGAACGCGCUGGCCACGGGAGCAGAUUUACUUAUUAAAGAGCGAUGCCCCGGGGCGAUCGGGGAAGAGCUACGUAAGUGUGUCCAGCCCGUUAUCCUGUGUCAGCAUAUGAGGAACCUGACGUUCAAUGGUUCGUACGGAGAGAUUUCGUUCGACCAGAACGGAGAUGUAGUCGGAAUGUACGAGAUUAUUCAAUAUCAGGUCGGCCGGAACGGUCAAGUAGAAUACGUCUCGGUGGGGUCGUGGGACAUGCGAACCAACCAUUUGGAAAUCGAAAAUAAAAAACUUCUCUGGCCGGUACCGGGAAGCCAUCGUAAUUUCUCGCGAACGCCCCCUGUGUCAACAUGCGGUGCCCCGUGCCCCGCUGGGUCCAUCUAUUACUACACAAAAGAAACUUGCUGCUGGGAAUGUCGAAAGUGCAAAGAAAAUGAAAUCACCGCCGGAAACUUUUCUAGUUGCAAAAUGUGCCCCAUAUUUUAUUGGCCAGUAGACGAACGGCAGAACAACUGUGAGAAAAUAGCACCGCAUUUCUCGCAAUUCGGUGAUAAAACGGCCAUUAUUGCUUGCUCGGUGGCAUCGUUCGGGUCAUUUGUCUGUAUAUCGAUUGUUAUGAUUUUCUUCCAGUAUCGAAACGACAGGCCAAUACGAGCUUCCAGUCGUGAACUUAGUCAAUUAAUGCUUCUUGGCAUUUCUGUAGCCUACCUCCUCGUUUUCAGCUUCAUGGCUACUCCCAGCGAUGUCGUCUGUUACAUUAAUUAUGUUGGCUUUAAUCUCAGUUUUACACUAGUCUACGCUCCGCUUCUUGUCAAAACAAUUCGGAUUCACCGGAUAUUCAAAUCGGGACGAAAAUCCGUCAAUCUGCCGCCAUGCACGAGUUCCUGUUCACAGCUUGUCAUUGCAGGCACGUUAAUAUUAAUACAAGUAAGAUGCUUUGUUAUUAUUGCUUUUUUUUUUUUCCUGUUUUCUUAA